AUGACAUUGUCAUCUAUUAGUUUCCUCAUUGUACUCUUCGUUUUGCAACUGAAACUGCCCUUGAUUUCUUCAUACGAUCGUACUAUCACAUGUGGUUGUUCAGAUAAAUCUCAACUACAGUCGAAAAUUAUCGGCGGACAAACUGUUCGCACGCGAACUUGGAGUUGGGCUGUGUCUAUUCGCGUUCAAAAUCGUUUUCAAUGCGCCGGUUCCAUUCUAACCAGUUCAUGGAUCUUAACAGCAGCUCAUUGCUUUUCAUUUACUAAUAGCCUAGGAGUCAACACAAUUCGAAUCGAUCCUUCGCUUAUCACCGUACACGCAGGUUCAAAUAAUCGACUCGAAGAUAACCAAUAUCGUCGGGCGAUUGACAUCUUCUCUCAUUCUCAAUUCGAUCCAUUAACUUAUCUCAAUGAUAUUGCGUUGAUUAAGGUAUCAACACCUUUCGAUAUGACUGAUAUCACGUUAGGCCAGAUAUGUUUACCCAAUUCAUCUUCGAAUGACUAUCCACUCACGAACACUUCCCUCGUUGCUAUCGGAUGGGGCCGAUUAUGGCAAAAUGGACCGGAAUCAUUAACAUUACAGCAAGUGAUUCUGAAAGCUAUUGCAGCCAAACAAUCCAGUUGUUCUCCGUUAGUUACCGAUUCAUCAAAACAACUGUGUGCUGGUGUUGAAAAUAGUCGAAAAGAUACAUGUCAAGGUGAUUCAGGUGGUCCGCUGAUGCUUUUUACAGCUAGCCAACAAUGGGUUAUCGUUGGUUUGACGUCCUUUGGUUACGGAUGUGCAAUUCCACAAUAUUCUGGUGUGUACACACGGAUCUCCGCCUAUGUCGAUUGGAUAAAGCAAUUUAUCAAUAUGACUGAUACUUCGUUAUUUCCAAAUUCUUCAGUUGCCUUUAAUCUCUACAAUGAUGGUGAUCUCGAAUGGAUAUUCAAUCGUUCGUUUCACUGUUGUAUAUCUCUGCAUUUACUUAUAUUUCUAUGGAUGAUUCUCAUGCUUUAA
This is a messenger RNA of Adineta ricciae, 999 nucleotides long. The record is from the annotation of a GenBank genome assembly. Lineage: Eukaryota; Metazoa; Rotifera; Eurotatoria; Adinetida; Adinetidae.